AUGUCAACUAGAACGUUUUUGAUCACUGCAGGAGUGCUGGGUGGUGGUUACUACCUCUACUCUUCAAGACUCGAUGCUGCACAGCAUCCACAACCGAUCCCACCUCGUAGAACUGUUGGUGAAGGACCGGCGCAGUACGCUGGUCGUCAAAUCGACGAGUCCGUUGGCAAGGUGCAUGAUAAGGCUUACGACAUUCAAAGGGAUGCCACCAGAAAGAUCGACAGCACGCUCAGCUCUGUUGAGCAACAAAAGGCCAACGUUGCUUCGUGGGCUGCUGACAAAGCAGAUUCCGCAAAGCAGGCUCUUGAUGAUGAGGCCAGAGCGGCUCAGCAACAUGCUAAGCAGCUGGAUUCAUCCACUCCCCGUGUUAAGGGAAGAUUGGAGAGAUUCGAAGAUGGUGUGAAGGAAGAGUGGAGAGAAGUUAAGGAGAUGAAGGGAAGCUGGUUCAAGAGUGAUGACUCUGCCAGAGAGGAGAAGCUCGCCGAUAAGACCAGAAGGGGUUUGGAAGGUUGGGGUGAAACUGCUGCCCAAAGUGCUUCCGAGUACUAUGACUCUGUUGUCACUAGUGCAAACAAGCUCGUUGGUAACACCACCCCAGAGACAGUCUAUAACGAUGCAAAGAAGGCACUGGAUGAUGCCUCCAAGCGUGUUGAUGAGACCAAGUCCUCAUGGUUGUCAUUCAACGUGGAUGACGAGAAGAAGAAGUUGCAAGCUGAAGCUCAGAGACAAUAUGACGAGGCCCAGAAGAAGUUUGACGAGGCGUCUGCCAAAUUUGAGCAGUGGAAGAGCUCUGCCUCUGCAAAAUUGAAUCAAAAGACAUAUCGCCAAAGCGAAGGCUUCUACGACUGGCUCCGUGGAGGUGUUCCACACGAAGAGGAAGCCGCAGCCCGUGCUGCUCGUGAUGCUGUCCGUGGUUGGGGUAAUACUGCUGGUGAAGCUGCAGAAGAGGUCUAUGGUGACACAAGAGACACCCGUAGGGAGAUUCAGGGUAAGACUGCUGACUUGAAAAAGCAAGCAAAAGACACAUACGAGAGAUGGAACAAGUGGUUCACGAGAAAGUAUGACGACACCGCAGACGGUGCCCGUGACUACUACAACGAUGCCAAUGAUGCCCUUGAAGAUGCAAAGAAAGAGCUGAGUGCCAACUCAAAGCACUGGUGGGAAGUUUGGAAGUCAACAUCGAAGGAGCUUGAACAAGAAGCCCAGAAGCACGUUGACGAUGCCCAGAGACGUGUUGAUGAUGCCCAGAGAGGAUUAGCGAAGUGGGGCGACAGCGUGAAUAAGAGCUUCUGGUCCAAUGCUGACAGUGCUGUCGGCCAUGUUAAGAGUGGAUUGCAAACUACCAAUGACAAGACCCAGCAGGGACUCAGCGAGGCCAGAGGCUGGAUCAGAGAUCAAAAGUGA
This is a messenger RNA of Williopsis jadinii, 1404 nucleotides long. It is a transcript of the gene OM45, whose product is annotated as Om45p. The transcript has a single exon. NCBI's taxonomy places the organism in Eukaryota, Fungi, Ascomycota, Saccharomycetes, Phaffomycetales, Wickerhamomycetaceae. The record is from RefSeq and is a predicted model, not a curated record. The coding region runs from base 1 to 1404 and encodes 467 amino acids.